CUUCGUGGUGGACGUGAGCGAGGGGGAGCGCAGCCUGCGUCACCUCUUCCUUUACACCGACCUCCUGCUGUGCAACAGAAACAAACCCGCAACCAAAGGAGCUCAGCCCGCAUCGUGAGAAGAGGACACCCGAGCCCCGAUGGACGUCUACCAGGAGGCCGUGGGCUAUCUGGAGUCACGGCACGUCCCAGGUGAGGGAAGGAGACAAGUUGUAGUUGAAGCAGAGACUGAAGUUCUGGAGGAGGACGUGUUCCAGGAAUGUUCUCCUCUCCACCCUGAGAGCUUAGACUUGCCAGACACCCCUACGUUAUGCAGCCCGAAGGAAAUGUUGGAGAGGAGGCUCGUGCUCCUGAAGGGCAUCCUGGGGAGUGAGGAGGUUUACCUCAGAGAGCUGGACACUCUGCUGACGCCCAUGAAGGCUCUGCGCGCCUCAGCCGGGACCUCCCAGCCAGUCCUGUCCAGUCAACAGGUCCAGACUGUUUUCUACCAGGUGCCUGAGAUCAGAGACAUGCACCAAAGCUUCUAUUCUGGCCUGAAGGCCCGGCUGACUGAGCCCGGUCCUGGGCAGGACGGAGAGAUCUACACAGCCUUUGAUCUGAUGGUGGGAGACCUGUUCCUGAAGAUGGUAAACCAGAUUGGGCUGUACGGUGGUUUCAUUGGAAACUACGAGGAAGCCGUUGAAGUUGUUCGCAGGUGCACGCUCUCAGACCCUCGCUUCCGAACCCUGGCUCAGAGCAUGAUGUCUAGAAACGGCUCAAACAAAACUCCAACCAAAUACACAUUUGAAGCUCUACUGUACAAGCCUCUGGACAGAGUAACCAAGACCACACUCGUGCUGCACGACCUCCUGAAGACGACGCCACAGCAGCACAGAGAUUACAGAAGAUUACAAGAAGCUCUGAGAUUGUCCCGCAGCUUCCUGUCUGGCAUCAACGAGAGUUCUCAAUGCAAACGAGAAGUCACGCUCAGUCACGGCAUGAGGCGUAAGCUGAUGCGUGACGGCUUCGUUGUGGACGUGAGCGAGGGGGAGCGCAGCCUGCGUCACCUCUUCCUUUACACCGACCUCCUGCUGUGCAACAGAAACAAACCCGCAACCAAAGGGAAGCAGGAGCAGUACCGGUUCUGCUGGUUUCUGCCUCUCGGCGGUCUCAAACUUCGCUGGGGGGCGGACCAGGAACGCUCGCCAGACGCACACCUUCGCAUACACACCGCGAGAACCAAGAUGCACCUCCUCCGACAGCAGCUACGGCAUUACGCAAACGGGUCCAGGGCCAUGGCUUUGGCGGCUCGUAGCAGGAAGAAGCUGGAGCAAAUGGAGCUGAUGCUGUUGACACACUCCCCUGUUUACACACUGGAGCUGCACAGCCCCAGUGGCAAGAGUCACACCCUCCUCCUCUCCUCCCUGUUUGAGCUUGAAGAAUGGAGAGAAGUCAUUGACAAGCUCACGAAAGACAACAUAGAAACCGUCCCUCCAGACCUGCUCACCCUCACCAGUGCAUGCGUGAAACUAAGGAUGACCCAGCAGCCACCACUUCACAGCACACGUGCUGUGGAGGACGAGGAGUCUCUGUGCGGGACUCUGAGUGUGGCCGUCCACUCUGCCUGCGGCUUGCAGCAACCAACCUCUGUGUAUGUGUGUGUGGAAGUGGAUGGCUCCGAGUUUUAUGAUAAACAAGUUCAAACACACUCAUCAGUCCCCAGCCUCAACCCACAUUGGGACCAGGAGCUGUGUUUCCAGGUGGACGGGGCACAGGAGCUGAGGCUGCUGUGUGUGAGCGAGUCAGAUGGACAGCAUGACAUCGUCCUGGGCAAAACGUCUGUCAAGUUGGACACUAAAACCCUGAGGAGGCGAUGGAGGAGACAGACGCUACGCCUUGGCCAGGUGGAGGUGACUCUCUCCCUGAAGUACUGUGCCCACCCGCUUGAACCGCCGAGUGCGACGGCUCCACAGAAACCCGUCUUCUGCGUCUCCAUUGAGACGCUGGCUCAGCAGGAGGGAGUGCUCGUCCCACAUGUGGUGCGCUGCUGUGUGGAGGAGGUGGAGAGGAGAGGCCUGGACGAGGUGGGCAUCUACCGGGUUUCAGGAACCAGCAGUGACAUCGGCACGCUCAAGGCUGCGUUCAACAGCAAUCUGCGUGAAGCGGUGACCAAGCUGAGGAGCGCCGAGGUGAACGUCGUCUCCGGGGUUCUCAAGCUGUUCUUCAGAGAGCUGCCCGAGGCGCUUGUGCCCAUGAAGAUCUUCCAGAGCCUGGCCAAGACCCUGAAGAUCCAGGACGUAACCUCCCGGCUGGCGUCCAUGUUGUCCCUGCUGCAGUCCUGCUCCGAACCCAACCGCCACACCUUGCUGUACCUCCUGCACCACCUCCAACGAGUCUCAGAGAAGCAAGCGGUCAACCGGAUGUCUCUGAUGAACCUGGCCACGGUGUUCGGUCCGAGCCUCUUACGCCUCCCUGUGGUCGGGCUCGGGCACGACGGUCCCACCAUGGACAUCUCCCAGGAGGUGGUGGUGCAGGUCCAAGUGGUUUUCUGCUACCUGCAGUGCAACAACCUCCCUGAAGCCCAGACGUCUCGGCCACAUGACUCAGACGCUGAAGAUGAGACCACCCACAAGUGAGACCACCAUCAGUGUCACGGCAGGCAACGACUCUGUCGUGUAAAGAAAGAUAUGGAGACAAGACAAUAGAAAUAUUUAUUGAUUAAAAAAAUAUACUGUGA
Molecule: messenger RNA, 2715 nt
Organism: Pseudoliparis swirei
Lineage: Eukaryota; Metazoa; Chordata; Actinopteri; Perciformes; Liparidae
Product: active breakpoint cluster region-related protein
Exons: 23
Coding region: 140-2614 (824 amino acids)
Biological process (GO): positive regulation of GTPase activity; signal transduction
Cellular component (GO): membrane
Molecular function (GO): GTPase activator activity; guanyl-nucleotide exchange factor activity
Source: RefSeq, a predicted model, not a curated record